This is a messenger RNA of Branchiostoma floridae (Florida lancelet), 926 nucleotides long. RefSeq names its product golgin subfamily A member 6-like protein 6. The annotation marks the transcript as partial. The record is from RefSeq and is a predicted model, not a curated record. The transcript is spliced from 2 exons. NCBI's taxonomy places the organism in Eukaryota, Metazoa, Chordata, Leptocardii, Amphioxiformes, Branchiostomatidae.
AAAGUUCCUAAACGGAGAACAUGCGGCUCCAGCGUCUUUUCUGAAGAUGUGGCGGCUGAACCGAACCACCUCUGUAGACUACCUGACGGCGCUGAAAACCACCAAACAUGUGGACCAUUCCACCCUGAGCGGCCUAGACCUGGCAGUGGCCCAGUCCUGUACAGAUCAUGACGUCUCCAUACUGAACUUCACCACCAGACAAGUACAGGCAGCGAUACGAACAGGUAAGGAGAAGUCACCACAAAUUAGGCAACGAGAAAUCGAAGCCCUUAGCAAGGAGCUGAGACAAAAGGAAGAAAAAUCACAGAAAGAACUCAGGCAGCUCCAAGUUAGGAUUGAGACAAUGAAGGGAGAGUUACAGACAGCCAGAAAGGAGACAGAACGCUUAAAGAGGGAUGUAGCUAUGCUGACACUGGAGAAGGAGAAGGGACAAAAACUCGUCUUGGAUCAGAAGCUAGAAAGUGAAGCUAUGGAGACAGCCAGACAGGAGACGAUAGAUCGUGUGCAUCAUCUGAGUAAAGAGAUAACCAGGCUUACACAGAAAGACAAGGCAGCAGAGAUAACGAUUCAGGAUCAGGAGGAAGAAAUCCGUCAGCUGAAGGAGACCAGCAAAAACAUGAAUGAUGGAAUACAGGAACUAUUGGAACACUCAGCAAAGUAUAAAAUUGUAGAGGAAAUCAUCUUUAAGUUAAAGGAAUUUGUAAAGGAAAAAGAAUCUGGUGAGGACGAAAAAUCAGGGCAGGAAGAAGUACCUAAAGAGAAGAAUGUAUCUCGGAAAGAGGAAGAACCUUCAAAAGAGGAAGAAUCUGUAAUAGAGACAAAACCUGGGGAUGAAUCUGGGAAGGAACAAGAAACUGGGAGGGAGGAAGAGGCUCUGAAGGAGAGAGAAUCUGAGAAAAAGGAAGAAUCCCGGAAGGCAAAAGAAG